AUGGAUGAGAACGCGAGUGGUAUUGUUUGGCAGCGUGAGCACAUUGGACGGAAUACAUUGUCACAAAUAGAUGGUGGUAUGGGUGCUACAAGUGACUUGGAGCUAGUCAGAUCUUUCUACAAUGGCUUUGAAAUGUGGUGGCUAGCUGGAAUGCCCAUCACGCUCGUGUUUGUGCUGACGCUGUUGAGUUUCUCACUGGUCUCGGGCUUUAGUGGCUUGGAAAAAUCGAAGUGUUGGCGUAGAAUACUACAAGUGCCGAUUUUGCGACUUGUGGGCUGGUUGAGUGGACCUUUGAAUGCAGAUUAUGCUGGACUGGAGAGGAAGAAGACGAGGAGCUCAAUGUUGCGAGGAGAGCUUAAGAUUCCUGGUCAUAUUGCAGUGAUCAUGGAUGGCAAUAGACGCUAUGGGAAAGAAAAGUACGGGGAGGGGGUGAGAGGACACUCGGACGGUAGUAGGACGCUUGUGAAUUUUACAGAAUGGUGCAUCGACGCGGGCAUCAAGGUGCUGACGGUAUUUGCAUUCUCGACAGAGAACUGGGAUCGGGAGCAAGUGGAAGUGGACGCAUUGAUGACUUUAUUCAACCAAUUUAUGCAUGAGAUUGUGCCGGAGGCACUGAAGCGACAUGUUCGCGUUCGUGUUCUAGUGUCCGAUGGACGAAAGCUUCCGAUGUAUAUUGUUGAGGCCAUUCAAGAGAUUGAGACCAAGACGCAGCAUUGCACCAAGUUUAGUCUCAAUCUCUGCGUGAGCUACGGCGCACGUGACGAGAUUGUAGGUGCCUGCAGGAAAAUAGCUACCGAGGUUGCGAAAGGCGAAACGUCUGUUGACGACAUUAACGAGGACCUGCUCAGUCAGCACAUGCUCACAGCCGGUCUGCCGGAUCCGGACAUUCUCAUUCGCACAUCAGGCGAGCUGCGCAUCAGCAACUUUUUACUGUAUCAAAUUGCGUACUCGGAGCUGAUUUUUAUGGACAAAAUGUGGCCAGAGGUGACGCGGGAUGACGUGCAAGGCAUCAUCCUUGAGUUUAAUCGCCGUAAGCGCCGCUUUGGCAAGUAA
Molecule: messenger RNA, 1053 nt
Organism: Peronospora farinosa
Lineage: Eukaryota; Oomycota; Peronosporomycetes; Peronosporales; Peronosporaceae
Source: the annotation of a GenBank genome assembly